Molecule: messenger RNA, 288 nt
Organism: Xiphophorus maculatus (southern platyfish)
Lineage: Eukaryota; Metazoa; Chordata; Actinopteri; Cyprinodontiformes; Poeciliidae
Product: neural cell adhesion molecule 1-like
Exons: 2
Coding region: 14-247 (77 amino acids)
Molecular function (GO): protein binding
Source: RefSeq, a predicted model, not a curated record
CUGGAAACCGGAAAUGCGCCUCCCCUCUGCCAGCGAUUACGUAAUGCUGAAUGGCCUGGACUGGAACACGGAUUACGAGAUCCUCGUGGUGGCGGAGAAUCAGCGGGGCCGAUCCGAGCCGUCCAUCACUUCCUUCAGAACAGCUUCCGAGCCCACCACCGUCCCAGCUACCCUGGGCUGCCAGUGCGUGUCUUGCAGUCUGGCGACUCUCCUGCUGUCAGCGCUGACUUUGCUCUGGCUCUCAUAAACUGAUUUUGUUCAAAGAGAAAGAGGAGAAUCUGGACCUUU